CUUCAGACGAGAGUAAAUCGCGAUACCUCUAUCAUACUUGAAUAUGAGCAUCGAUAAGAUUACCAAGCACCAAAUAUCGAGCACAGUUCAAAAAUAGAACGUGCUGAGUAAUAUUCCAUUAUUCUUGUCGCUACAAACGCUAGGCUAGGAACAGAAGAACAGAAGGACGCAAAGACAUAGGACCCAGUAGGAUCACAACUUAGAGAUUCACUUGAGCGAAGAAGCGGGAAAGUGAGAACAACCAACCCAAAUUCAACGAUCAGGUUCUCGCUGUCACCAUAAUGGAUCGUAUACCUCCGGAACUAUUGCUGCACAUCUUCGAGUUCCUCGAUGGCCCGGCUCCGUCUCAAGUGCGACUUCGCCAGCAGCCGAGUGACGACAUGUUGCAUGCCAAAUCUCAACUUUCACAGAGCCUCAAGAACGUGUCUCUUGUCUGCAGAACUUGGCGAAUCCUAGUGCUGCCUAGUCUGUUCCGCCACAUCUUAUGGAGACCCAAGAUAUCAUCGCUCCGCGCCUUUACCAUGAACCCGAUCCCUCUCCUACAGUUCUUGGAGAACAACAAAUUGGAUCGAGGCGUCACAACAUUCACCCUGAUCGUGGACUUUGUCGACAAGGAGGCCGACGCCAGACAUAUGACCCCCGAAAUACGGACGGUGGAUCUUGAGUGGUUAUGGGAUCAGCUCUUCUCCGUCAUCGAUCCUCUAAGAUUUACCAUCAUUGCUCCACCCACCACGCUCGCUGCCUUCAUGUCUCGGAUGCUAUUCUUAGACGAUGCCUGGUCGUUCAGUAUCCCUUAUCACAUUCUCUCACUUGCCCGAACCACAAGGGGCCCUUCGCGUGACCGGUCGAUAGAAGCACACUUAUCCGAUCUUCAACUCUCGCCGCCACCGGAGCACGAUGCUAGGAGAGCGGCUCGACCCGCAUCGGCGAGUCCCCCUACCGGAAUUCGGUACAGAAAACCACCAGCGUGUCCGCUAUUCACCCUUCGUCCCUGGACUUCCAUCCUGCUUAACGAAGGUUCAUCCACCAGGGUCUACCGAACCUACGAAUUCUUCCUGCGGAGGCCACCGUCCAUGUUGGGGGCCCUUCUUGGGUGCGAGGAGCACCCCAAUGACAGCCCACUUAUACCAUCUACCGUUGUUGAUUUCAAUUACAUCGCCAUAUUCCCCCUCUCGUCUCACUUCGAAGUCCUUGUCCAGCACCUACCUAAAAUCGAACGACUGUUCGUUCAAUUAACGCCUGGUCCGGAAAGCCAGCUCAUGUUGGACAAUAGCGAGAUGCACCAUGUCGACUCAGCCGACCUCUGGAUGGAGCGCAACACAGCGUAUAGCUCCGUAAUGCGCGAGCUAACCAUCGCGGAUAGUCCCAUAGACCGCCCCGGCAAUUGGGCGUCGUUACAAAUUUUCGAGAGCGGCGACACGGCGGAUAUAGAGGCCUGGAACAUGGCCGUCGACUUCCUCAAGAGUAGCGGGGUCAAGGACUGGAAGGUGGAACGGGAGGGCGUGUUUGUCAAGCACGACGACGACGGGAAUGGCCCCGCCACUGAACGGGAGAUCGACGGUCAUAUUGCGGCCGCAGACUCGCCCGAAGGACAGAUCUUGUCAGUAUAGACCCUCCCUUUUCUUUCUUCGGGACCUUCGAGUUUGAUAGGCAUACCAUGUAUAAAUUGCAGUUCCCAUAAGACAUCUUGUGGCACGCCUCAAUCCUAGCGAACACGAUAUACCAAGCAACAUCAUGGAGAACCAAAACUUUAGACCUCUCCUAAUUAGCUCGAUAUUUCUUACCGCCUGGCAAGAAAUAAACUUCUAGCGGAGGAAUCUCAAGAAUCUCGGUUACAAUACGAGCAUUCCGAGUUCACACAAGACUCCAUGUAUUGCAGACCGCUUGCUGAUAACACAAUGCAGUCAGGGAUCACUAAGGCGGUUCGCGUUCAACGGCGUCGCCCGUCUCCCCUUUUCGAGCACGUUGUACAUGCAGAAUGGUCAACCGCCAAUCAAUGGAGAUUAGGACCUCUAAAACGCCACGACAAAAAAAAAAAAAAAAAAAAAAA
Annulohypoxylon truncatum is the source of this 2050-nucleotide messenger RNA. RefSeq lists its product as uncharacterized. The transcript has a single exon. Gene Ontology annotation, molecular function: protein binding. The coding region runs from base 282 to 1610 and encodes 442 amino acids. The record is from RefSeq and is a predicted model, not a curated record. NCBI's taxonomy places the organism in Eukaryota, Fungi, Ascomycota, Sordariomycetes, Xylariales, Hypoxylaceae.